UUGACUCUAAAUUAUAAAGUUGACGUUCUAAAGCCUACAGUUCAAACCGAUUUGAUCAGAUUUGUAUAUGCCUAUAUCUUCUCAUUUAAAUGAUAUCGUGAACUGGAUUAUUAUGCAACGAUAAACGAUAUAGUUUGUUAUUUUAGCGUGUGUGAAUGAAUAAAGUAAUCGGAGCGCUCGACCGAACGACGUCGUUGACAGAAUUGAAGACGUAGAAUUGUCCAGUCGGCAAAUUCCGUUAAGCUGCACAAUUAUGGCAUCCAAUGAGCGUUCUCAGAGGAGGAAGAGCAGCAUGGAGGAGCCCCCUUAUUUGUCAGGCGAUGCAGAGUUUAGAGUCCUUCUCUUUGGGAGAAGUGGCCGCAGUCAAUUUUCUCUGGCAAACUCCAUUCUGGGGACAGAUGUGUUCAGCGAUGAGCUCUGCAACAUUACAGAGAGUCAGAGACACAGGAGCGAGGCGUUCGAGAGGAAACUAGCUGUGGUCAACACUCCAAACCUCUCUGAGUACCAGGCAUCCCAGAAAGAGCUGAGAAGAGUGUUCAAGUUGUCUGUGUGUAUGUCCUCUCCUGGUCCCUACGUCGUUCUCUUUGCAUUCGACCUGAACAACAUCUCACCAAGUGCAGUAAGCAUCCUGGAACUCGUCACAAAGCAUUUUGGGGACAGCAUCUUGAACCACAUGAUGGUUGUGGUGUGUCAUGAAGAGGAGAAGGAGGAUUCAGCUCUUGAGGAGAAAGUCAAGACUAACAGAGACUUCAGGGAGCUCAUUGAGAAGUGUGGCCGAAGGUAUCACCUCUUCAAUGAGAGGAAGGCCCGGAGAGAUGAGAAGAUUUCCAGACAGCUCCUUGGGAAGAUGGACGACAUGGUGAGGGAAAACGGAUGCAGAUUCUACUCCAAUCACCAAUACCAGGAAGCAGAGGAGAGAAUCCAGAAAGAGGAGUGUUUCAUGAUGAAAGGGAGAAAGAAAGAGAUGCUGACAAAGAGGAAGGAGCUGGAGAGCAGGUACACAUGUGAAGGUCUUGAGAAGGAGCUGCAGAGCAGGUACACAGGUGAAGGUCUUGAGAAAGAGCUGGAGAGCAGGUACACAGGUGAAGGUCUUGAGAAGGAGCUGCAGAGCAGGUACACAGGUGAAGGUCUUGAGAAAGAGCUGGAGAGCAGGUACACAGGUGAAGGUCUUGAGAAAGAGCUGGAGAGCAGGUACACAGGUGAAGGUCUUGAGAAGGAGCUUCUGCAGUUUGAGACAAGGAUAAGAGUAGAGAACCGAGAGAAGGCUGAGAGGAAGAUCUCAGAGGUACUGGGAUUUACUCUCACAGCAGUUGACUAUGCUGCUGCAGUAGGUAAAGGGGCAGCUCUAGGGGCUUUAUGUGGAGCGGUCGUGGGGUUUGAGGGUAUGGCGGUGGGAGCCGCUGUAGGUGCCGUUGUCGGGGGGUUCAUAGGAGGUGCUGCUAGUGCGGCAUGGGGUUACCUCACAAACACUGCUGCACAAAUGAAUAGGCGUUGAGACAUUGCUGCUUACAUCGAUGAUGCAUUGCCCAGUUUAACAGACUGUGUCAUUUUGAUGCUGUUCCUGCCCAGUUUAUCAGAUUGUGUCAUUUUGAUGCUGUUCCUGCCCAGUUUAUCAGAUUGUGUCAUUUUGAUGCUGUUCCUGCCCAGUUUAACAGACUGUGUCAUUUUGAUGCUGUUCCUGCCCAGUUUAACAGAUUGUGUCAUUUUGAUGCUGUUCCUGCCCAGUUUAACAGAUUGUGUCAUUUUGAUGCUGUUCCUGCCCAGUUUAACAGACUGUGUCAUUUUGAUGCUGUUCCUGCCCAGUUUAACAGAUUGGGUCAUUUUGAUGCUGUUCCUGCCCAGUUUAACAGAUUGGGUCAUUUUGAUGCUGUUCCUGCCCAGUUGAACACCCUGUCAGAUUUGUAGAGGUCUGAGGCCAAUCAGUUCAGUAAUACAUGCUAUUUGUCAGUGAGAAAAUAUUCAGAGAUGUAUGUUUUGUAGAUAUUAGACGCUGUUGAUUUGUUUUUGGGCUGCUGAUCUGGUGAUGGUUUCUAGUCGGUUAUUUUAAACAGAUUAAUUGUUGAAAUACGUAAAUUCAUGAAUAAAGGGAAGAUCCUUUAACGAUGGAAUAUUUAAACACGUUGUAAAUGUACUGUUGUUUUGGUGUCUUUGGAAUUCCCAAUAAAUCUGUGUCCAUUUAAAUAGGAAAUAAAUAUAAAUAUACAUUCUAAAUCCAUUUAUGAAAGUUACAUAGUUAUUUUUUUAUUUUUUAUUACUGCUGUUGUACAUGUCUCUAUUUUGCCUAAUAAAUUCCUUCUUUUA
Molecule: messenger RNA, 2301 nt
Organism: Oncorhynchus nerka (sockeye salmon)
Lineage: Eukaryota; Metazoa; Chordata; Actinopteri; Salmoniformes; Salmonidae
Product: GTPase IMAP family member 9-like
Exons: 4
Coding region: 254-1495 (413 amino acids)
Molecular function (GO): GTP binding
Source: RefSeq, a predicted model, not a curated record